AUGUCGCGGAGCCACCCGCGCCCAGAAGCCGAGGUGAUGAUCUGCCUUGACAAUUCGGAUUUUACGAGGAAUGGCGACUACAUGCCCACGCGCUUCGACUCACAAACUGAUGCAGCCAACCUUUUGUGUGGUGCAAAGACCAAUCAGAAUCCAGAGAAUGCCGUUGGCAUCCUGGCUAGUGCCGGAGACCGGAUCGAGGUCAUGGUGACCCCAACAGCAGAUUUGGGAAGACUGGUGACUGAGCUGAACAGAGUUCAGAUAGGCGGCAGUUCCGAUCUGCUCCGAGCCAUUCAGACAGCGCAGCUAGCCCUGAAGCACAGGCAAAACAAGAAGCAGAAACAGAGGAUCAUCGCAUUCGUUGGCAGCCCGGUAACUGCCACGGAGAAGGAACUUGAAACAUUGGGCAAGAACCUGAAAAAGAACAGUGUGGCCCUUGAUCUCGUCAGCUUCGGCGAGGUGGAGGAAAAUGCGCCGAAGCUAGAAAAGUUGAUGAAGGCUUUGAACAGCGAAGACACGUCGCAUCUGCUAGAGGCGCCGGUAGGCCCCAAGCUGCUGAGCGACAUCCUCCUCUCUUCGCCCAUCGUCAACCCCGACGGAGAGGCAGCAGCCAUGGGCGGCGAGGGCGGCGAUGCCGGUUUCGAGUUCGGCAUAAAUCCCAACGAUGAUCCGGAGCUGUUCCUAGCACUCCGCCUCUCCAGGGAGGAGGAAAGAGCCAGGCAGCAGGCGGCGGGGGGCGAGGCUCCAGCGGACGGCGCGGCCCCGGCUGCUGGGGACGCUCCGGCUGCGGCACCAGCCACAACGCCCGCACCAGCCGCCGGGGAGGCAGCUCCAGCGGCUUCGCUGCCUGUGGCGACAGAUGCUGCAGUCAUGGAAGCCAUGGGCAUGGAAGACAUGGAUGAUGAGUUACGGCAGGCCCUGCUCCUCUCCAUGCAAGAGAUGGAUCCAGGGGCGGCAGCCCCUGCUGCGACGGCUCCGGCGACAGCCCCGGCGGCUGCCCCGACAACCACCCCGGCGGCUUCCGCUCCAGUGGGUAUGGAAGGCAUGGAGGACAUGGACGACGAGCUGCGGCAGGCUCUCCUACUCUCCAUGCAGGAGUCGGAGGGAGGUGCGGCAGCUCAAGGUGAGACGCAGGCAUCGGCUCCGAAGCGAAAGGCGGAGGAGCUGGCAGAGGACACCGAGAUGAAGACAGGCGAAGCGCCGGCCUCCAGCGAGGGGAAGCCGGCAGAUGGCGGCGAGGCCGUCCUGGAUGGUAGAUGGUUGCAGGAUCCCAACUUCGUUCAGGAGUUGCUCGGGUCGCUGCCCGGUGUCGACAUUGAUGAUCCGCGAAUUCAGGAUGCUUUGAAAGAGGUCAGCGGUGCUGCAAAGAAGGCCAAGGGGCUGCAUGAGCAAGGGAUGGAGGGCACCAUGCCAGCUAUGGAGUGGUGCACGGUUGCGGCCAGAUGCGCCAUGGGAGCCAGCCAAAGCUUGUGUCGAGCAAAGGCUACUGGUUGCGACUGGGAAGGAGCUCCUGCUCCAGUUGAGGUCAUCGAGGCUGCAGCAGCUCCACCUGGACAAGAUGCCGUCGAGUCAGAGGAGAUUAUUUCCCGUUUUCAAGCGGCCAUUCCAGGGGCUACGUCUGAAUGCGGCAGUGAGAUUACUGCUAGGCAAGACAGCAAGACUCAUCGACGUGUUCUGUUGAACCGAGCAUUGGUUCCGGAUGUCGACAUCAUGCGCGGCAUCUCUCUUCAGAGCACGCUGGUUUGGGGCGGUCGGCUCUGGCGUUUGGCACCGUCGCUACUGCCAGAGAAAGAGUUAGCAAACAGGUGGCACCACUCCAGGCGGGUCGAGAACUUCGACGUCUUUCUUUCUCACACUUGGCGCACCAGAGGACUCUCGAAGUUCGUUUCUCUGUCACUUCAGUGUGGCUGGCUUCGUAUUUUUCUCGCUUGGGUCUUCGCGAUCCUCAUAUUGGAGAUUCUGGCAUUCUGGGACGUUCUUUCCCCCCACAUCCUGGUUCAGGUCACCUUUGAGGGCAAGGACUACGUGUGCCAUUUCGGAGCAUGGGGGCUCUGCUUGAGCAACCUCGCGUCUGUGAUGGUUUUCAUCAUGGCUCCUGGCGGCGCCAGCAAGUUCUGCUUCCUUGAUGUUGCAAGCAUCAAUCAAGCGGACAGCAACAUGAAGGAGCGCGGAAUCUUCGGGCUCGGCGGCUUCCUCAAAGUCUCUCAGGAGCUUCGAAUCCUCUGGUCACGUCCAUACCUGUCCCGACUUUGGUGCAUAUUCGAGAUCGCCGCAUAUCGGUUUGCCAAUCCUCAAGGCCGCAUUACAUUCGCACCAUUGUUCCUCGAAAAUACAGUUGUCAAGCUCUGGCUGGGAAACUACGUGACCAUGGUGACCUUCAUGUUGUUGUUGAUUGUGGUGGAUGCCGCUGCCGUGCUGAUGUUACUUCCUGCUUUUCUUCCACUUUGCAUGGUGUUCCAUUUCCUGCGGAAGAAUCUGCUUGCAAAGAAGGAACUUUUUGCAGAGUUGCGAAACUUUGACCUGAACAAGGUGGCAUGCAAAAGAGAAUUCGACCGGAAGUUCAUCUACUCAGCCAUAGAGGAGUGGUACGGCAGCCAGGAAGCCUUCACCGCCUUUGUUCGCGGCCCAUUGAAAGAAGAGCUGUUAGCCAAGCAGGCCGACACCCAGUUGCCGCUCAAGUACACGCUCAUCAUCAUGACGCCAGUACUGAGCGUGGGGAUUGAUGGCUUGUUGGGCUUUGUCAAAGGUGGCAUGCCUUUAGACUUUCUUAUCUGCUAUUGCUUUGGCAUCCUUCUUGGCCUGCUUUUGCUCUGGUCCGCCGUGGCGAUUCGUAUAGCCGUGGUUCUUUGCGACCGAUUGGCCGCUCCUUACAGGCCGGGCUGUUUCGAUUAUCUGCAAAGCGUGCUGGUGUUCUUGUCUUCCGUGGCGAUUACCUUUGCCGGGAUUAUCAUCGCAGCACGCACGUAUGUCAGAGGCGAAGCUUACACGUUCGCGUGGCUCGCCGGUGCAUCGCUAGCCUGCUGGGCGACGCACGGAGGUUGCAAGUGUCUGGCUACCCACAUGGUAUGCAGCAUCGCCCACUCCAAAAACCAGCAGGCCUUUAGCGACUCUGUUGUGGCAGUACAGGUGUAG
Molecule: messenger RNA, 3129 nt
Organism: Symbiodinium sp. CCMP2592
Lineage: Eukaryota; Dinophyceae; Suessiales; Symbiodiniaceae
Source: the annotation of a GenBank genome assembly